Talaromyces rugulosus is the source of this 2163-nucleotide messenger RNA. RefSeq lists its product as uncharacterized. Gene Ontology annotation, molecular function: chloride channel activity. Gene Ontology annotation, cellular component: cortical endoplasmic reticulum. Bases 1 to 2163 code for a protein of 720 amino acids. Gene Ontology annotation, biological process: chloride transmembrane transport. The record is from RefSeq and is a predicted model, not a curated record. The transcript is spliced from 5 exons. NCBI's taxonomy places the organism in Eukaryota, Fungi, Ascomycota, Eurotiomycetes, Eurotiales, Trichocomaceae.
AUGACCUUUUCUUCGUUCAAUGAAGAGCCCCAGGGCAACUACGACGCCGACUACGUGAUCCGUUAUUCGUUUGGUGCCUCUGAUCGUGAAGGAUCCAUUGAGCAACUGAAUAAACUGCUGCAGACUUUGGCCGGCGCGGGCUUUCUCACUGAAAUCCGGCCAGGCGAUAAGACGACGUUGUUGGUUUUUAUCAGAGCUCCCGAGCAGAGUCUGCAUAGAGCUACUCACACCUCACGUGUUCGCGACUGGCUUUACGGGCUUAGAAACACCCAGCCCGAUGGCGAAACUUCCCCAGGGCCACAGACCGACGCGGAGCGUCUGCGGGCUAUCAACUACAUGCUGACCGCGCCAGUCGAGGAAGGUGGCGCGAACAUCACUCCAAAGCAUGGCGAAUGGAAGAACGUCGACUCUAUAUUUCCCUUGCAUGAUGACAAGACAAACCAGGCUUGGAUGAGAGACUGGAGCAAGAAGACCCUCUUGACCAGAGAGGACCUGGAUCAGAUUCGUGACAAGUUCGGAGAAAAGAUUGGGUUCUAUUUCGCGUUUUUGCAGUCUUAUUUCCGGUUCUUGCUUUUCCCUGCGCUUUUCGGAUUCUCCUCUUGGUUGAUCUUGGGAUACUACUCGCCAAUUUACGCCGUUGUCAACUGUAUCUGGUGUGUUGUAUUCGUGGAGUACUGGAAACGACAAGAGAUCGACCUGGGAAUUCGAUGGCAAGUCCGAGGAGUCUCUGUUUUGUCCUCCAAGAACAGGCACUUCCAACCAGAGAGCGAAAUCCGAGAUGAAGAUACUGGGGAGAUGCUACAAGUUUUCCCCUGGACUAGGCGACUUCAAAUUCAGCUGCUGCAAAUUCCAUUUGCGGUUGUCUCAAUCCUCGCCCUGGGUGCAGUGAUUGCAACAUGUUUUGCGAUCGAAAUCUUCAUUUCCGAAGUGUAUAAUGGCCCGCUGAAGGGAUACCUCGUCUUCAUUCCUACGAUUCUGCUAUCUUCUCUCCUGCCUAUCGCCAGCACUCUUCUUACCAAAGUUGCCACCAAACUUACGGAACUCGAAAAUUACGAGACCAAGGAAGACCACGAUGUGGCAUUUAUUCAGAAAAUGCUAGUCAUCAACUUUAUCACAUCCUACCUGGCGAUUUUCUUGACCGCUUUUGUUUACGUUCCGUUUGCCGGUGCCAUCGUGCCGUAUCUGGAUGUGUUCCGAGUGACAGUGCGGCCAUUCGUGUCUCAGGAAGAUGAAAAGACUAUCAACCACGUUGACUUCAAAAUAGACCCAGCUCGUCUACGCAAACAAGUCAUUUACUUUGCGGUAACUGCGCAGAUUGUGAAUACUUGCAUGGAAACGGUUGUUCCAUUCGUCAUGCGCAAACUGGCGAUCAAAUACAAGGAGUACUCAGAGGAGAAAGCCAACGGUAACGAUAAAAGCACGCCGGUAUAUGACGAUCAUCCCGACGAGGUAGCCUUUCUCAAGAAGGUUCGGAACGAAGCGGAGCUACCAGAAUACGACGUAACGAAUGAUCUGCGAGAAAUGGUAAUCCAGUUUGGGUACUUGUCCCUGUUUUCAACAGUGUGGCCCCUGGUUCCGGUCUCGUUUCUUUUUAAUAAUUGGCUAGAGUUGCGCUCGGAUUUUUUCAAGAUUUGCAAGGAAUUCAAACGUCCUGUGCCAGAGCGAGCUGACACCAUCGGCCCUUGGCUCGAUACACUCGGGCUGCUUGCCUGGGUUGGAAGCAUCACUAGUUCGGCUUUGGUAUACAUGUUCAGCAACGAGGGCCUUGGGCCCGAUGGCAACCCGACAGAUAUCCGAGGAUGGAUGCUUAUGGUGACCAUCUUCUUCGCAGAGCAUAUCUAUCUCGCCGUACGCUACGUAGUAAAGGCAACGAUAUCGAAGAUCGAAACGCCCAGCAUCAGACAAGAACGUACCCAGAAGAUUCUCCAACGCAAGAGCUACCUUGGCACGCUCAGUGUGCCGCAAACCAAGCCUGAUAUUGGUGACAAAACUGUCGAAAUCACUCAUGCUUCCCUGGAGGAAGACGCGCGCGCGCACACGCUCCAAGAAGCGCAUCCAUCUGAUCAGUUCUGGGGACGACAGAAAAACUGGAGCGAGUCGCUGCACAUCGGGACUACAAUCAUCAAGGCAUACCAAGGCCCGGAAGCAAAGAAGCAACAGUAA